AGCAUAUUAUUACCUGCCCAUUUCGACGUCAUAUUUCCACCAAAAAAAUCGUCGUUACGCACAUUUCUUCCAUCUAGAUUUCUUUUCAAGUUGUUUUCUCCGCGUCGUGGAAGAGAAGCUUUACUAAUCAUGACACUUAUGCAUUCAAGUACUGAACCUACUCUGCCUGCUGACAAUACCUCGAAUAAUAACAAUGAUCCUUUUGCCUUCGUUAUAGUAUCUCAUCCUUCAAGAGGGAAAGACGCAGUGCUCCAGAAGCAAGUCCGGCGACAUGUUGCAUAUCGCUGGCACGAGGAUGCGAGGAGGAGAAGCAGCAAAAUAGUCAAGCGUCAGCCGAGGGCAUUGGCACAAAAGGGCCAGGAGCCAGAUGAGAAUCAACAGCUCUGUACUGUUCAAGAUGUCGAAACAACGAACUCUGGAGCAGAAGAUUCCGCAGAGAUCACCACUUCUGAGACUGCCCUCACAUCUCCACGCACCGGGCCAGGCCUGGUAGGGCAUCUAGGAAGCGGACGAGGCGAUCCAUUCAACAGCUGUGCAAUACGAAUCAGCACUAUGGAAUCCUUCCUUCUUGACCACUACUUCCAAACCUUCGCCGCCAAAGUCUCAGCAAUCUACAGCUCCGCGGAGUCUGCGGAAGUACAACUAAGUGGUAUGCCCAGAGAAUGGGUUUCCUUCCUAAUCACCGAUACUGGCAUCCUUGCCGGCGUCUUCCUUCGAGCGUGUCGAACAUUAAGUGUUGUGACGAGCAAGCAAUACCUUGGUAAACUUGCGUUGAAGUAUCGGGCGAGGUGUAUUGAAGCGCUUUCUACGAAGAUUGCUUCUAUGUCGACGGCAUUGAGCAUUGAGGCUAUUGCUAUGAUGUUGAUGUUGACUACUGACGAGUUCUACAUGGGUUCAGCGACGAGUAUGAGGUAUCACGUGAAUGCUAUGCAGAGAGUCGUUAAGUUGAAAGGGGGACUUCAGGAUACAGCUUUAGAAGGAAUUAUCUUGCGACUUAUAGAGUGGAACGACCUACAAUGCACGCUACUAGCUCGCAAUGAGGGGCAGCCAAGGCGGUAUCCGGCGGUUGAUAUUCUGACUUCGGGAUUCCCGGUAUUUUCUUGAAGAUAUACAUGCAUUUCAUGUCAGACAUUCUUGUUGCCAUAUACUAUACUUAGCUCAUGGUCUCGGAUAUCCGCAGGUUUCAGUUUCAGAAAACCGUGGAAACUCAAAAGUUGGGUUUGGAACCAGAUUUUGAGCUGUAAAAUAGUGCAUACGUCAAGUCAGAAAUUCUCUACAGCCAGUUACAGAACCAGUCAUCGCGAAUGAAAGAUAGAAGGAAGAUGAAUCUUAAAACAA
Molecule: messenger RNA, 1338 nt
Organism: Mollisia scopiformis
Lineage: Eukaryota; Fungi; Ascomycota; Leotiomycetes; Helotiales; Mollisiaceae
Exons: 4
Coding region: 130-1104 (324 amino acids)
Source: RefSeq, a predicted model, not a curated record